AUGUCUUCAGCGCUCACCACGUCCGUUUUCAUUCUUCCCUUCGCGAUUUACAAGAGCAGUGUGCCGACAGUCAGCGUCAUAGAUGCCAACCCCACAGCCACAACUCUUCAAUUUCUGUGUCCUGCCGGCCCGUACCAGGAGGUUUGCGACAAAGGCGGCUUCAACAACACCAUCGUCGUCGGGCCGUGGGCUAGCAAAACCGUUCCAGAGGGUGCUCCCUCAACGGGAACGUUUCACUGGAUGUUGACUCGCAGUGGUAUGGGCAGCAGCUCAAUUGAGUGCCCUGUGAGCAGCGGAACACCUUUGGCUUGUACUUUUCAAGCUGUAGCUGAGGCAGAUGAGUCCUUUCCUGCUGAGAGCAUCACGCAAAUCGCCACUGGGGCGAAGGAUAUAUCAGAAAGCCUCGAAUUAUCGUUCUCUACAUUGCCAGUCGUUAUUACCGCUGGCCAGGAUCGACUGAAAUCAGCUGCUCAAGCUACGGCCACGAGGGACUCAACUAGUUCUGAAGCAACCAAGGAAGCUACCGGUACUUCAAGUGAUGAAACUUCAGCAACUGCAACCUCGACUGAAGCCUCACCGACGGAAACUAAUGGGGUUGGUUCAAGUGCUUCGCGGGUCUUUGGUGCCAUGUUUAUGGCUGGAAUGGCUUCCUUGAUUGUUCAGUUUUGA
Fusarium sp. VM40 is the source of this 669-nucleotide messenger RNA. The record is from the annotation of a GenBank genome assembly. NCBI's taxonomy places the organism in Eukaryota, Fungi, Ascomycota, Sordariomycetes, Hypocreales, Nectriaceae.